This is a messenger RNA of Patella vulgata (common limpet), 4247 nucleotides long. RefSeq names its product hydroxysteroid 11-beta-dehydrogenase 1-like protein. The coding region runs from base 282 to 1175 and encodes 297 amino acids. Gene Ontology annotation, molecular function: oxidoreductase activity. The record is from RefSeq and is a predicted model, not a curated record. Gene Ontology annotation, cellular component: intracellular membrane-bounded organelle. The transcript is spliced from 7 exons. NCBI's taxonomy places the organism in Eukaryota, Metazoa, Mollusca, Gastropoda, Patellidae.
AUUCUGUACUACUAGAAGACAGUAUAUAAAGAAUAGACAGAAGCUCAAUUUGUCUGCGAUAUCCCCUCGGUGGAAGCGGACGUUAAAUACAACUAACUCACACAUGCUCAAUUUACAGCUAACAAAAUGAUAUUAAGCAGACCCAGAGGAUUAUUUUGGCUUAUCUGUCUGAUAUAUUUGGGACUGUUGUAAGAUGUCUUUUUCAGGAUAACUUGGUGAUGUACAGACUUACACUAUAAGUGUAGUCUGCAAUAUUUCUAAAUAUAAGAUUGUAAUAAAGAAUGUGGAAGAAAGUCAUAGCAGUUAUACUUGGUCUGAUAUUAGGUUAUUGGUUUCUAGAUGAUUUUGACCCAGAUAACCUAAAGGGAAAACGUGUCUUAAUAACCGGAGCAUCAGCUGGUAUUGGUGAACAAAUAGCCUACCAUUACGCUGCCUUUGGUGCUAAAUUAAUGAUAACUUCUAGAAGAGAAAAUGUGCUACAAGAGGUUAUAUCAAACUGUAGAGAGCGGGGUGCCAAAGAUGGAGAAUAUUAUUAUGUUACAGCAGAUAUGGCCAACAUGUCAUCUACAGAACAAGUUAUAAAAGAAGCAGUUAAGAAGUUAGGAGGACUAGAUAUUUUAGUAUUAAAUCAUAUCGUAAUUAUGCCACUCGGGGAAUGGAGAGGAACUCCACAAAAUCUGACAACCCUAGAACAAGUAACUGAUAUAAAUUAUAAAGCAUAUAUAUAUCUAACAUCUCAUGCAUUAUCAGAAUUAGAGAAAAAUAAAGGCAGCAUUAUUGUGGUUAAUUCUUUGGCAGGAAAAGUAGCUAUACCAUUUGUAGCCGCCUAUUCGGCAUCAAAGUUUGCACUUGAUGGAUUUUUUAGUGCUUUACGCCAAGAAUUCAAGAUGAGAAACUGUGAUAUUUCUAUAACCUCUUGUAUUAUGGGUUUUAUAGGUACUGAGAAUGCUGUAUCCCAGUUAACACAGUUUGGUCAAGAUUACUUAUUGAGUGUGAUGAAUCAAGCUCGACCCUCUGAUGCAGCCUUAGCAAUAAUAAAAGGGGGUGCUACAAGAUCUAGAGAAAUUUUCUUUCCAUAUAUGUCUGUUCGACCAUCAUAUUUAUUGAGAGACUGGCUUCCAGAGUCUAUAGAAUACAUGAUACGAUAUAUUAAUACUCCAUCGCAUUAUAUAUAGAUGAUCUUCCUUAAAUCCAACUCAAGUCUAUUUAAUUAGUUUGCGAGUGUCCGAGAAUGUUAAUGUUAGUGAGUGACCUUGUUUUACCUUAGUAAUGUCAAUUUGUUAUAGUAUAGAAUAUUGAGAUAUGUAUAUUUGGUUUAAUUAAUUUAUGGACAUGUUAAAUAAUAAUGCAGUAUGUGGAUGAGUGUGUGUGGUUAUUAGAAUACUUCUACUGUAUUUUAACAAUGAUCUUUUAUUAGAUGUAUUAGGAAAUGUAAGGGAGGAAAAUGGCACAGUGGUUAGCAAGCGAAAUCUGUAACCUUCUUUUUGCAUUCUCAAUCAUCACUUUAGCUUUUGUUUCCAUGAAUAAAAUUUACACAUUCGGGUCUAAUCAGCUGUAUUUGGUAUAGUGCAAUGUAAAUUAAAUGUAGAUAAAGGACCUCUAAGGGGAGGUAAGAACAUCAGAGUAUGUUCUUUUGAGACCGACAGGGGUAAGCCAUUGAGCUGCUCCCAGAGCUGGAAGAAAGAAUUUAAAUUUACAUGUCAUGUUACUUGUUGAUCUGAUGUUGUUACAUUCAGAAUUGCAAUAAGAUUCAAGUGUAUCUCUCAAUCGAGAUUUACAAUCAUCCAUUUAUAAAAGUGGUUCGUUUACCUUGAGUCUCAGUACAAAUCUCUAUGAAUAUUUGAUAGCGAAGAGAAUGUGAUUGCAGCAAAAUAAUGUUUAUUGUUAAAUUAUAUAGCUACAAGUAGAUUUUUUAAAUUGUUUAUAUAGAUAUGGAUCAGAAAAAUAUAAAAAUAUUUAAUAUGUAUGAUUGUCUUAUUUAAUUAAUUAGUAUUAUAUUUUAAUAUUUAACGGCAACAUAGUAUUUAUUGCUAGAUUAAGUAAUAAUUCGAGAUUAAUAAUGUAAUAAUUUUAAUUAAUAAUAAUAAUUAGUAAUAAUACACAACAAACAAAAUUUUGAAAUAUUUUAUUAUCCUUGAUUAUUAAUAAUAACAGUAAAGUCUGUAUGGUCUAAUCCGUCUUCAUUGGCUCAGUUGGAGCAGAAUAGUAGGACGUUAAACCCCAUUUCAUUUCAUUUCAUACUGUCAGAACAUUUCGGCCAGCUCUUUUAGUUCAUGUGGUUUGUCACACACCCUCUCCCUCUACUAGCUUUUUGGGGCCAUUUGGUUUAUGUCUCACACCCUCUCCUCUCUGUCGUCCAUUCCUUAACUUGGAUUGCAACCAAAUUUGUCAGGUAUGUGGCUUGGGUUGUGCUUAUUUCAUUUUGCUUAAAUGAAGUUAAUCAAUCCAAUAGGACACCUUAUAUAUAAUAGUCAAACUUUAGACAUUUUCACAGCCUUUUUCAAAUUCAAUAAGUUCCCUAGAUUUUAUAAAUAUUUUCUAACCUGUUUGGUUCAAGUCCUGCAGACUGCAGUGACUUACCAGAAAUCAUGCCAACUGAAUUGAGCUGGGGAUAUUUAAAGCUGCAACUACACAUUGUGUAAUUUAUACCUUUAUCAUAGUAUUGACAAAUUAUUUAUAGAUUUAAAAGUGAUAUUUUAAUUACCUCAUAGUUUAUUUAAUUUAAUCAAAAUAGUAUGUUUCUUUCUAUAGUCUAUGUAUAUGAAUUAGGAUGUUGGUGCAAAUAAAUUAUGAUUAUAUUAUGUUUGGGUGAAUCAGGGAAUAUGACUCUGGGUCAAUAGUAAAUCAUUCAUGUUUAUGAUUUUUCUUGUUAAUAUAUGUUGUUAUGCUCAGAUAUGACCAAUACUAUUAAUUAAUUGUUCCAUCCUACUAAUAUGAUCAAAUCCAUUAUAUAGAUUUCUAUUUUUUGUACAAAUGUUUUUUGUCUCCUAAAGCCUUAUAGUCGCAAUCAUCAUGAUUUAUAUUACCUUGAAAAAUAUGAUUACCAUAUAGGUGUAUCAAAUGAGUGUCUAUUGUUUGAUAUGAGCAUUGGUGGAACUAGUAAUCUAUAACAUACUUACUGUAGGUAGAAUUCCUAGUAACUGCCUAAUCUGUGGAGACAUGAAACAUUUUCAAAGAAACCUAAUUUAUUUGACAUUUAACAGAAUUGCAGGGUUAACUUUGCAUUGGCAGCACAAUACAGACUUUAUAGAUGUCUUGUUAUAUUAGAAAAUGGCACCUUGUCAGCUUUACUCUAUGUAAUAGUGUUCUUAAGAGUUUAGUUGAAUAUUUUUUUUAUUUCAUACUAAUAUGGAUAAUUCUUAUUUAGUGAAAUUUAUAUGAUAUAUUUGUUAAUAAAGAGACAAUAUAAACUUAAGUUGAGAGUUUUAUUUAUUGAUUUUAAAUCAGGGUUCAAAGAAUAAUGCAAUUAAGUUAUGUACCUUAUAUUGUAUUAUGUUCACAUUUGAAAAUAUUAAUGAUAUAUAAAUAACAUCCCAAAAAUAAAUGCAUAUUUAAAAAUGUAAAUUUGAAUAAGAUAUUUCUAGCCUCUGAUCUGAUAAUAGGUAUUGGGAAAUCUUGCAAACUACAAUAUUAUGAUCAUUGAAUCUCUAAAAGAAAUAUCAGCCCCAAAAUUCCGUUCAGUAAUUUACAAAGAUGAUGAAUUGAAAAUCUGUCAACAUCCUUUGCAUACAAUAUAAAGGGGAUAUGGCAAAACAAGUUGGCGCCACCUCUAAUCUUCGCUAAAAUCUUUUGAGGGGCCUCUGAUCGAAUCCAAAGCCGGUAGAUUAUCAACCUUUGAAAUUUUGAUUUUGUUUUCUUAAAUAAAGGUUAAAACAAUCAAUUUGAGUUAUUUUAGCAUGGAUCAAGCCGAGAAUAAUUUAAGAUUUUUCCAAAAAUUCUAAUGACGCACAGAGACUUGAAGCAAUUUGUUGGAAUCUUUAACUGUAUAUUGCACAAAAUCCAGUAUAUUUCAUUUAUCAUAAUUGCUGUUCCGGAAAUCAGUAGUCAAUUAGUUUAUUGAAACAAUUUUCUAUUUGCAUCUAAAAUCUAUUAAAUAACAAUACUAGUUAUUUCUUAGUGUUAGAGUUCUUUUUGUUUUUGUUAUUUUAAAAAUAAAUAAAACUAAUCUGCAUGUUCUCUAUAUUAACUUUUCAUAUCUACCUCUAAUGGUUGAUCUUGUUCUUUCAUUAAACAAAGUUUUAUUAAAA